This is a messenger RNA of Boeremia exigua, 2764 nucleotides long. Its product is annotated as kinase-like domain-containing protein. Gene Ontology annotation, cellular component: nucleus. The coding region runs from base 294 to 2681 and encodes 795 amino acids. The record is from RefSeq and is a predicted model, not a curated record. Gene Ontology annotation, biological process: protein phosphorylation; mitotic DNA damage checkpoint signaling. Lineage: Eukaryota; Fungi; Ascomycota; Dothideomycetes; Pleosporales; Didymellaceae. The transcript has a single exon. Gene Ontology annotation, molecular function: ATP binding; protein serine/threonine kinase activity; protein binding.
CGCAUCAUCACACUGUGUAUGCCGUUAACUAGAAACACUGUGGCUACAUCGCAGGCUAAACGUCUCUCUCUGUUUGUAGCAUAUCGUUACUGCGCUACCUAGUAUCUGUUGCUCAGCCUUGCCUGCGCAGGACUACCCCGCACCAGCCUGCAAGCUGAGUUGUCGCUGCCCGAUCGGGCGAGCCUCGCUUCUGUCCUCGGCGCUCAGCAUCAGCCUGCACUGCUUCACUUUCUCAUGCCGUCUGCACCCUGGCGUUUUGUCCGUAAAUCCAGAUACGACUUCACAGCGAGAACAUGAGGCCGUGGUCAAGAGGGGAAAUAGUCUAUCGCGAUCUCCGCCGUGAAGGGAGGCAGCUUCAUCAAGAGGGUAAUUACGUCAAGGCUGAAAAACGGUUUCGACAAGCUAUUGUUUGCUUACGAAGGGAACCUCAUGGAUACAAUUUAUCGCUCAUGUUUACCACCAAAAGCUUGUUGGGAGCAGCGCUCCACAAGCAAUCCAAGAAUGAUGAGGCAUCCCAGCUACUGCAAGAAGUAGUCACGUAUCGCGGAAAGACACUAGGAAAUAACCACCGAACCACGCUCGAUAGCAAGCAGCUCCAAGCGGAGAUUUUUUACGAUCAACGAGAAUACGACAAGGCUAGGAAAGUGUUUCAACAGACGGCCAAAGGAUUUGAAAGAUUGCUUGGGAUCAAGCACAAGUGCACAGUCAAGAAUUUGAACCUUUUAGGAUGCACACUGUUUGAACUGAAAAGUUACACUGAGGCCAAGGAGGUGUUUCAACACGCAGCCGAGGGAUAUCAAGAAUUGUUUGGGGUCAAACAUAAGUCUACACUCGACAACUUGCACUGGCUAGGACGCACACUGAUUAAACUGAAAUGUUACAAUGAGGCUGGGGAGUUAUUUCAACAAACAUCGGGAACCUGGGAAGCAAUGUUUGGUAACAAACAUGAGUAUACACUCAACACCUUGCGCUGGCUAGGAUGCGCACUGUUUGAACAAGGAAGGUACAUUGAGGCUGAAGAGGUGUUGCACCAGACAAGUAAAGCGCUCGAAUCAAGUCAGAGAGAGCAUGUCGAAGGCAAACUCUCCGAUGAGUUUUGGCUGGGUCGCACGCUUUUCGAACUGAAGAUGUACAGUCAGGCUGAAUCAAUGUUCAGGAAAGCUGCUGAAGGAUACAAGAAGACUUUUGGAGAAAAUCACGAACAGACUAUUCUCAGUUUUGACUGGCUGCGUCACGCUGUCACUCAACUGGAGGACGCCAACAACAAUGGAACUCCUCUUGAUACAUCCGCGCAACUGCAGCAAGACGUCCCGUACACGGACGGUGUUGAUCUAUCCAAGAUUGAGGAUUCUGCACCGUUGGCCCCGACCCAUGGCUCGUCAGGCGAGCAAUUGGGCAAAUUCUUUCUCAACCGAGAUGCCGACAGUGAUGCUUAUUCUGAUCAAGAUAUCGGUCAGAUAUCGAAUCUGUUAAAAGGAGUUUAUCCACAAUGGAGCAAAUCCCCAAGGACAUAUACAGUACUUCGAAUCAUUGACCAACUAUGCAGCUUCAAUGAUCUCCUCCAUGUAGGGUUUUCUGAUUACUGGCUACCGGCUACAGAACGCAGUCUCCCAGGAGUCCUUCCUCAAAGCUCUCGAUUAGCUUUCGUUAGUGUCCAACACCUGGUGCUGUCAAAGUCAGCCUGCGUAGAGAAAGGACAACACUGUCACUUCGAUCAGGGCGAGCCUCUUCCCUUCAAAUCUACCAACAUUCUAGGCAACGGAGCGUUUGGGUUGGUAGACAGAAUUACCAGCACAAUCAGCCAUAAGGAAUACGCGCGCAAACGUGUCCUCAGGAGCGCUAUUUUCCGCGGACCCAGAAAAGAGCACAUGCGUCAAUUGAUCGAUGAAAUCGAAAUCCUAAAGCGCCUCCAGCACCACCACCAUAUUGUCGGACUAAUCGGCAGCUAUACAGACCCAAAGUACAUCGGCUUUCUGAUGCUCCCAGUCGCGGAGAUGCAUCUAGGCACCUAUCUCCUCAAAGCCACCACCUCGUACUACACAGAAUUGCGCUCCUUCUUCGGCUGCCUCGUCUCCGCCCUCGCCUACCUGCACGAGCACAAAAUUCGCCACAAAGAUAUCAAGCCCACCAAUAUUCUCAUCGAUUACGGCACUGUGCUGUUCGCCGACUUUGGUCUGUCACUAGACUUCAGCGACGCAAGUGGCAGCACUACAGACGGCGCGCUGAACGGGCUCACGGCCCGCUACUGUGCGCCAGAAGUCGCGCAGCAUGAGCCGCGUAACACCGGAUCCGAUAUCUGGAGUCUUGGCGUCGUCUUUCUGGAAAUGCUGGCGGUGUUGAAAGGUAUGAGUUUGGGCGCCGUGGACGAAUUCUUUGAGACACACGGGACACAGCAGAAAUUUGUGCGGACGAAUUUUGGAGCGCUCGCGGAGUUUGUGGAGGAGUUGAGGAUCAGAGGAGCGCUUGUGGACAAUGCAGUGCUGGUGUGGGUGCUGAAGAUGCUAGUGUUGGAGCCGCAAGCGCGACCGACGGCGGAGGCAUUGGUGGCGUGGAUUCACGCCGCCGGGGAGCAUGUGGGUGAUGAGGAAGCGCUCGUAUUUUGCGGGGCAUGUUGCAAUAUCGAAGAUGGGGAUUUCUCCGAUUUGGAGACGGACUUUGGAAAUCUGGCAUGCGACGACUGAAAUGGGACUUGAUCUACUUUAUAGCGAUUGGGCUCUUCCGGGGCAUACAGCAAUACCUUGCCAUGUACAACCAGAAUCGGGUG